Molecule: messenger RNA, 1130 nt
Organism: Ceraceosorus bombacis
Lineage: Eukaryota; Fungi; Basidiomycota; Exobasidiomycetes; Ceraceosorales; Ceraceosoraceae
Source: the annotation of a GenBank genome assembly
AGGCAGGCAGGCAGGCGAUCAAGGGUGUCUGUCUGUCUCAUGGUGAAUCGACUCAUGCGACCAUCUAUGCAAUGCUCACGCUCACCACUCGCUCGGCAAGCGCAUACCUGCCGUCUUCACUCUGCUCUCUGCUGACCACUGACAUUAGGCUGUGCAAGAUCUCGGCAAAGCAACUAGAAGUUCAUCAUACGUGUGACGCAAAAGGGGAUGGAUGGAUGAUGCACCGCGCACGGCGUCGCACGCCCUUCAAGGCUCGCCGUGCCGAUCGCUUGGGAUGCUUUCGGUCGCUUUGGGGCACGUAUGCACAGCUCUCGACGACACCGAAGCGGGAAAGGCUUCACCCGAAAAGGUGACGGUUUGAGCAUGUUCCACUCUACCAAGCGCACCUUGAACAAGGACUGAGCUGUGAACGAUGACAUAUGCCAAGCUCGGACAGAAUGACACCUUUACGCUCAGAUUCUACUCGCCACGCUCAUCGAUUGGCCUGCCUUGCCUGCAAGCAGAUCCAGCUGGCUCUCGGCAGCUCGGGCUCUUGCGUCGAUCUUGUUGGGCCCCCGCUGCUGCAGCACAACGCUGGGCAGCCCACUUUGGCUUCGGCUCUGCGUCUCCUGCUGCAUUGCACAGUCGACAUCGCAGCGGUCUGACAGCGUUGUCAAAGGGACGACUCGGUAUUGCGCCGGACACGAGCAUCGACAGGAAUGUUGACGACCGAGAGCAUCCAUCCUGACAUCAACAAUUGCCCGCUUCGGCGAGCUGAAGUACAUACAACAUCUCUUCAUCACCGAAAAAAGGUACGCGGCUGCUUUCAGACGAGCCAUGAGAGGACUGCACUGACUCGUAGAGGUGCGGUAUAAGUAUCGCGACCGAGCUCAGUGUCCCGCUCCUCUUCCUUCCCCAGGCCUGCCUCGCACAAAUUCUUGCUUUCCCCCCCUGUUUCUCUGCCUUCGUACCUUCUUUCUUUCAUCAAUCUUCAUCACUCGCACUCACUGUGAACCCUGGAGGUCACACACGUGUCUUUUCAUAGCGUUCUUCGUCCACUCCAUCGCUGUUUCGCGCCCGUCGUACGGCCAAAGCAUACAAGCCCGCGAGAGUCCACCGCUCCUCUACCAAUCCACCCCAUCGCUCACCAU